Messenger RNA from Pistacia vera, 752 nucleotides. RefSeq names its product squamosa promoter-binding-like protein 1. The transcript has a single exon. The record is from RefSeq and is a predicted model, not a curated record. NCBI's taxonomy places the organism in Eukaryota, Viridiplantae, Streptophyta, Magnoliopsida, Sapindales, Anacardiaceae. The coding region runs from base 72 to 488 and encodes 138 amino acids.
AUGGUGCUGAUACGAGUUGUCAUGUUCAGGUGGGAAUAGAGGCUUGGAAGAGUUCCCGUGACAGUACAGGUAUGACACCAAAUGAUUAUGCAUGCAUGAGAGGUCAGUACUCCUAUAUUAAUCUAGUCCAAAGAAAAAUCAACAAGAAAUCUGCGGAAAGUGGGCAUGUCGUCCUAGAUAUGCCUGGUGAUCAUUUGGACUGCAUGACCAAGCAGAAACCAUCAGAUGGGCUUAAAUUGUCUGGGGUUGUUAGCUUCCAGACUGAAAAGAUUGAAACAAAAGUGAAGCUGCAACAUUGCAAAUUCUGUGAACAGAAGCUUGCUUAUGGAAACCCCAGAACAUCACUGGUAUACAGGCCUGCAAUGCUAUCAAUGGUGGCCAUUGCAGCUGUCUGUGUCUGCGUGGCACUGCUCUUCAAAAGCUCACCCGAAGUUCUUUAUGUGUUCCAGCCCUUCAGAUGGGAAAUGCUCAAGUAUGGCUCUAGCUAAGUUAGUUAUAAUAAUUAGUUCCUAGAGACCCUAGGCGGGAACUGCUCUAAGUAAGUGGUUUAGCUAAGGUAAUUUAUACUAAUUGGUUCACCGAGACAUGAGCCAGGACUUUUUUUCUUCCCCACAUUUUCUUUCCCUUUUUACAUAAAGAAGAAUGUAGAAGUCCUGCUGAUUUGUAUGGAUUUAGAUCUCAGGUGAAAAAUAAUGUUGUAUAUGUGUCAAUGAUAGUUGAUUUUAAUUUUUAUACAUGGAAAAGUUCAGCUA